UUUUCUUUUAGAAUUCUACGAUCAGGGAAAAGAAGUUGCAUCUCUUUUUUCUGCCUCAUAAAAAUAUAAGCAAAACAUUAAAUGGAAAAUUAUAAACUUUGAGAUGUUUCAUUAGAUCAGCCACCUCACUUGAACAACUCUUCAUUUCCCUUUCAAGUGCUAUUUAUCUUCUUCCUCUGUAAAUUUCAAAUUCCGAGCUUGGUAUUCUCCUUUGCAACUGUUGCCAUGUCUUUCAGAGGUCUCGGUCGGCCAAAUGCCUCGUCAGGCAUGGGAGUGGCUGAUCACAGCAAGAAGAGCUUCAUGGAGCUGAAGCAAAAGAAGGUGCAUCGAUACGUGAUCUUCAAAAUCGAUGAGAAGAAAAGGGAGGUGGUGGUGGAGAAAACGGGUGGUCCGGCGGAGACUUAUGAUGAUUUCACGGCAUCACUGCCUGAGAAUGAUUGCAGAUAUGCUGUGUAUGACUUUGAUUUCGUCACUUCAGAGAACUGCCAGAAAAGUAAAAUCUUCUUCAUUGCGUGGUCACCUUCAAGCUCUCGAAUCCGAGCCAAGAUGCUGUAUGCGACAUCGAAAGACAGGUUAAGGAGGGAGCUAGAUGGGGUGCACUACGAAAUCCAGGCAACUGAUCCCACAGAAAUGGAUCUUGAAGUUCUCAGAGAUCGUGCACAUUAAUUCACACUUCUCCAUGCUCUGCCUGUCUUUUUAUCUUCAUUAUAUUACAUGACUAGUGCACACACGUACGUCUCGGCAUUAAAACUACCUGUAACAAUAAAGUGAAUCUCUCUCGUGCCUAAUGGACUUGAGCUUGUAUCUCAUGCUGGGAAUUCUGCAUCCCGUCUCUUCAAUCAGUAAGCAAGUAAUUUGAAAUUUGAAAUUGACAUAAAGUUGUUAAUAUUUCUCAGCUUUUUAAUACAGUUAAUUAACUAUGAGUAGUUCAGAAAAAUACCGGGAUAUUUUACUUCAUCUCCGUGUUUGUAUAUAAUCAA
Neltuma alba is the source of this 980-nucleotide messenger RNA. RefSeq names its product actin-depolymerizing factor. NCBI's taxonomy places the organism in Eukaryota, Viridiplantae, Streptophyta, Magnoliopsida, Fabales, Fabaceae. The coding region runs from base 226 to 666 and encodes 146 amino acids. Gene Ontology annotation, biological process: actin filament depolymerization. Gene Ontology annotation, molecular function: actin binding. Gene Ontology annotation, cellular component: actin cytoskeleton. The record is from RefSeq and is a predicted model, not a curated record. The transcript is spliced from 5 exons.